Aspergillus lentulus is the source of this 912-nucleotide messenger RNA. RefSeq lists its product as uncharacterized. NCBI's taxonomy places the organism in Eukaryota, Fungi, Ascomycota, Eurotiomycetes, Eurotiales, Aspergillaceae. The record is from RefSeq and is a predicted model, not a curated record.
AUGCAUAAACCUUCCCUAGCUCAAAUUGUGCACAGCGCAAUUUUUCCACGCCCCCGUACUAGUGAUCCGGCUACUUUCUCAGCUCACAUCACUCGCAAUCUUGUCCCAGAAGUACGGAUAGAGACAUCGACUUUCUAUGGAUCACUGGACAGCAUCGAAGCCCAAUAUCCGGGCCUUGACUAUUCCUACGGCCCCCACCGCAUGAGAUUGAGCCGUUUUCCAUGGCAUCGAAAGCUAUUCAAAGUCUUUGACGAACUUGGUCUGACGGAAGCCGAAAUCUCAUCGCUCUGUAGAUGGGAGGGAACGAAAUCCGCGCGCGAACGUUACGAGAAGGAAGAGGGCAUCAAGGUGCGAGACACAACUGCCGAAGCCAUCCGACCGGCAACGCCGUCCCCGCGGCCUUCUGUUGAGAUCCAUUUCAACGGCAGCUCAGAUACGGUCAAGGAACCUGAGGUGAAGGUGGACGAACCGUUCGAGGAUGUCAUCAACACUGGCCACGCCGUUGACCACCGUGGAGUUGACCGUUUGCCGCAAGUACACAAGGUGGAAGAGGACUCCAGCGACGAGGAGAUGGAAAGCUGUGGGGUGGAAUUGAACCAUCGUCUGCUGGCGGCUACUGCAGCCCGAGAGCAAGGUGUCAAUGUCCCACUCGACGAGGACUGGGAGCAGUGGCUGAAGGAGGCCGGGGAACGCGGAAGUUACGCAGACCUGAUCAAUGCCAUCAGAACGGGCCAGCCGUUGAACUUUCUGUCCCACAUGGCUACACCCUUGGCCCAGUUACGUCGGACAGGCAUCACACAAGUCCCGCCAUCACUCCCAGAACGUUUCAUGACUCCAGCGCCGCCCAGGGUGCUUUCUUCAAAUCUUGGCAUUCAGCGCCCUCCCAACCCUCCUCCAGGAACUGCACGAUAA